AUGAAUCCAAUUGUUCAAUUUGAAGUUGGUAAGAUACAUACUAUUCGUAUACCAAUGGUUGAUAGUGAUGGUGAUUAUGUACGAUGUCGAUGGGCAAAUUCAACAGAAGAAUGUGGAAGUAUUUGUACACCAAAAGGUUUUCUUCGAUCAAAUCCUUGUGAAUUAACUUAU
This is a messenger RNA of Rotaria sp. Silwood2, 171 nucleotides long. The record is from the annotation of a GenBank genome assembly. NCBI's taxonomy places the organism in Eukaryota, Metazoa, Rotifera, Eurotatoria, Philodinida, Philodinidae.